Messenger RNA from Homarus americanus (American lobster), 3320 nucleotides. RefSeq lists its product as uncharacterized. Lineage: Eukaryota; Metazoa; Arthropoda; Malacostraca; Decapoda; Nephropidae. The transcript is spliced from 8 exons. Gene Ontology annotation, molecular function: zinc ion binding. Bases 1 to 2739 code for a protein of 912 amino acids. The record is from RefSeq and is a predicted model, not a curated record.
AUGAAGAAAAGUGACAGGAGACCAGCAGAUGAAGAAGUGACACUUAGGAGACCAGUGGAUGAAGAAGUGACACUUAGGAGACCAGCAGAUGAAGAAGUGACACUUAGGAGACCAGCAGAUGAAGAAGUGACACUUAGGAGACCAGCAGAUGAAGAAGUGACACUUAGGAGACCAGUGGAUGAAGAAGUGACACUUAGGAGACCAGCGGCGGAAGAAGUGACCCUUAGGAGACCAGCGGCGGAAGAAGUGACACUGAGACCAGCGGCGGAAGAAGUGACACUUAGGAGACCAGCGGCGGAAGAAGUGACACUUAGGAGGCCAGUAGGUGAGGAAUUCUUACCACUUAAACAAAUAAUAAAUGAAGAACCUAUUGUUAAUUUUAGGAAUGGUGAGUUUCAAGACUGUGGUUUAACUUCGGAACACUCAUCAACUACAGAAACAAGACCUACCUUUGCAGAAACCCAUUCAGCUCCCACAAACUCAAUGACCAAAGAAAGUGUCACUGGUACACAGCCAAAACCUGAUGAAGACACAGCAGUAAGUCUUCCAGGUCCAGCAGGUGAGGAUGAACCAAAUUCAAUGACUCCAAUCGCAAUGAAAACAAAUGCUGAAGCUAAUAGUGGAAGAGCUGCUGACGAAGGUGGAGAGUUUGUUACACUGAGAAAUCAUGAAUUAGAAAAAGUGAAUGUGACUGAUUUUAGCCUUGACGAAAUCGAACACAAAGCUCCCGUGACUUUAAGAACUGGCAGUUUAACAAAUAACAGAGAAGUGUUAAGCACGAAUGAAUGUAAAAGAAAGUAUAGAAAAGUAAUACAACCGGCCAAGCCCGCAAGAAGUAAACGCACAGCUGACAAAAGUUUACCUGGUCGCGCCAACGACAAAACUUGCCAACGUACACCAGGUGAUGACGAGAAUUGCCGAUUCCAAAAAUUAUCUCCUUGCGAGUCUCAGAAUAAGGGUGUACUAAACGUCCCUCUUGAAAUGACUCCUGGGUGCGAGACGACAAAGGCUACACGUCCCUCACCCCAGGAUGAUGAAAAACAGGUAAGUGAUAUGAAUCGGAUUCUUGCUUCUCUCUCUGAGCUGGAAGAUAACAGUAGCCAACCUAUUAACCAUCAGUGUGAAGAUAUUAGGUCAAGCAAGGCCUCACAAGCUGUCGACGAUCUGAGAGUGCUGCAUAAACCACCUAUUCAGAGUACUACAGAUAGAAGUACCUUGGGUUCUCCAGGAAGUUUAACCCAAUUCAACAAGAUAGGUGGCUACCCAAAGAAACGUGUGACUGCCCCUGCUCCACCUAACUCCGGGACAAACACGCCGCUCACAUCUGACCCACACAAUUAUAGCUCCCAGGACAACGCGCCCAAUAAGCCGCCACGAGAAAGCCUCAAUGAGCAGUACCUGCGCAGUCUAGAAUUAGACCAGGACCCGUGCCCUGAACACCGCGCAGCCCUCAACUUCUAUUGCACCAAGUGCCGUAUGGUGAUCUGCCGGGACUGUACAGUGGUGGCACACCAGCAGCAAGAGGCCCACCGGGUCCUUGACACCCCUGAUGCCCUGGCAACACUCAGGACCGAGGCAGUCACACUCCUCCGACACUAUUCACUCAUCAAGUCCAUCCAUGACAUGCUCAACCAAAUUUACUACAAGUAUAUCAAAUACUCAAGUCCGAACUAUAAGAACGAGUCCAUUACCUCGCGCCUGCGCCUGGUGGACGGGGAGUUCCUGGAGAGGGUGGUGAAGGAGGCGGAAAUAGUGGUGGCAACAGGGAGGAAUCUGAAGACGGUCCGUGAACUAGUGAAGAAGUGGGAGGAGCACCAGCACGACUGGGACGACCUUGUCUUUCUCUCCCUCCGCAACACACUACUCACUAACUUCACUGCUGCCAAGGACAAAGUCUACCUCAGGCUUGGGGACUGGGUGAUGCCUACACCCUGGGUACAUCUAAGUCACCUGCUGCAGCACUGCCUUGGGGAUAGCGCUCCACCCUCCCGCCAUGUACUCCAGGUGCUACCUUCUACCAGGAGCAAAAGCCCAACACCUGGCAGUGGUAUGUCGUGUGGAGGGGCUACUGACUUAGUCUUCCCUCGCAAUGCUCGUCAUGUUGUUCUCUCUGACCUUAUCCCUUACAUCAUCCUCAACCCGGACAUCAGGUACUUUAUACAGAUAAGCGACCACAAUGACCUGGAUGUGACACUGAUCGUGGUUCCAGCUAAGGAACAUUCACAGGAUUAUCUUAAAAACCGUCUCCGCAAUGCCACCAAGUCUCCUGCAAGUUUGCGUAAAGUCGGCUAUGCUCCCGCAGAAGACUCAUUCACCUUGGUAGAAAAGCAAAUGAUGAUGGGAGGUAGAUGCAAGACACGUCUAAUAGCAUCUUAUAUGCCAAGCAGCACUUCUGGAACAUCUUUUCAAAAAGUAGUGAAAGUGAGCUUCCGUGAUGUGAAGGUGGUGGACGGAGGGCUUGGGCUUCCUGCGGCUAAAGGUGGAGUCAAGCGAGGGGACGUGGUGGUAGACCAAGACUCAAAUGGAUAUCCCGUCCUGUGUGUGGCUGUACGUGAUGUUGGGGAUAUUCCGGCUCUCCGUUUGGGGCGUGUCACCUAUGGUCUAGAUGGCCUCACCUGCCUGGUGGAAGCAGAGGAUACAAAAAGAACAGAAAACACUGGUUUCCGUAAGAAGAUUUUGGCUACAGUUCGACGUGAGGAGGAGGCUGUGUAUCAGGUCACUUUUGGUAUAGACCUCUAACAAUAAACGAUGGGGCUGCUAUGAACAAAAAUUUCAACUAGAAAUAAUAAUGACCAGAAAUAGGGGGAAUUAUGGUCUUAUAUUCUUGGCAUACAGCAAGUAAUGAAACUGACAAUUUCAAACUGAAUUUUUUAAAUUUUAAAUACAGCAUUCAAAACCUGUUAUCUUUUUGGAGGGGCAAAGAAAAUAUCUUUGAAAUUCUGUCUUUUUGGUUAUAAGUUUUCAAUGAAUAUCACUUUUAAUGUGCAGUAUCACACUCUCGCGGAACACUGAUUUUUAAAGUGAAAUCUUACCAAGGUCUCUAAUGUUCACAGAUUUAUUAAAUAACAGCAUUUAGAAUUAUUUAGUCAAGUAGGAACAUCAUAGGUGUAGUGGCUGAAUGGUAGGUGCCCCAACUGUACAGUAACAUGAUGCAUAAAAUGGUGACGAUUUAGAACAAACUUUAUAUUUAUGUAUUAGUAAUAUACUGGUUGUGCACUCAUUAACUGGUUAUAUCUGAAAUCACAGUACAGUAUAUAGUGGAACUUUGAUAAUCCAACAUGGUUGGCACUGAAGCCAAGAAUGCGUGCCUGACGUUUAAA